This is a messenger RNA of Hypoxylon trugodes, 6874 nucleotides long. RefSeq lists its product as uncharacterized. Gene Ontology annotation, biological process: phosphorylation; phosphorelay signal transduction system. The transcript is spliced from 2 exons. The coding region runs from base 517 to 6678 and encodes 2053 amino acids. Lineage: Eukaryota; Fungi; Ascomycota; Sordariomycetes; Xylariales; Hypoxylaceae. Gene Ontology annotation, molecular function: phosphorelay sensor kinase activity; protein binding. The record is from RefSeq and is a predicted model, not a curated record.
AUAAAAUAAAAUAAUAUUAAACAAGACAGUUGAAAAAAAAAAAAAAAGAGACCCGCCCUCAAAGUCGUCAUUCCCGCUGCUUACGCACGUACAAUACCCAAUACUUUUGAGGGAUCGUGCUUAUGAGCUACGGAUGCACCCGAGUCGCAAAUAAGACCGUACCAAUAAUAAUCAGGAGCACUGUCUGACGUAGGUAGUGACCCAACCGACCGCUGACUAGCAAUUGAGCCUUGCAAUCGACACAAGGCGAUGCCACUUACCGGUUUUGAACUGUCCUAGCCGAAAAAGAAUUACAUCCUUAUUCCUUACUGUCACUGCAGUUCGCUGUCACCCAACCAACAUACGGCAAUUCAAACCACCUGUUCUCGGUCGUAUGCUGUCUAAUCCCUUACUCUAGCACUCUAGCGACCGAGAGCACCUGUACUUUUGGUUUUUAUCAAAUGCGAAUGCCGAGAUCACGAGAACGUAGUGAGAUCCGUCCCCGACACUGCCGCAUGGGGGCGCCGUGAACGAGGAAUGCCAUCACAUCAUCACUACUCAGGCCCGGACGAACCACGUAGCUCUAUCAUACUACCGCCCUCCCCAUCUCCCAGCUAUGACCCAAAUAAUUUACAAUCAUUGAAUACCGAGAAACAGAGUAGUCCUUCCGGGACUAGUUUCUCUAGCGACCUCGCCGAUUCCAUGCGAAACUUGCCAACCAACGCGGUAGGGCCGACGAACCCCGAUGCACCUUGGCUGACACUUGCCUCCUCGAGCGUAGACCACGUGAACUUGCGAGGCAACGGUUUGGACGCGGUCGGUGUGGAGAAAUUUCCGUCCGUCGUCAGAGAUGUUCAACCCGAAAAGGAUGAAUUACCAAGAGGAACAACAGGAGUUGGCCCGGGCGCAAGGAGAAAAGGCAGGGAGGUCAGCAUCGCAGAGACUUCACCCGAAGUCAUAGAAAAUAAACGCUCUAUUACUGAAUACCGGGUACGACUUGCGAAGGAAAUGGAACGUCGAGAACAAGCGGUUCGAGGUCCCCCGUCGCCUUCUGGAAAUGCGUCUGAGAAGACGCGCAUAUCACCUAUUAAGGAAGAGUCUAGCGCGACACCCUCACCAACACCCGAUUCUGACAUACCGACUGCCUCGACCGAAUCAACUAAGACGGUUCGUGGCGGUAUGACCCCAAACUUCACGGCCCGCACACCAUCAUACCCCUUCCCACGUAUGGGUACCCCCAGUUUCACCUCGACGUAUCUGCAAAAUGCUCUUGGCCAGCAGCCCACCCAGGGCGGAUCCGUUAACGCGACCGGUUCCCAAUUUAGUGGUUUUGUGUUGCAUGAUCAGUUGAGAUCUGACCCAUCGUCGCCGGCGUCGGCCAUGACUUUCCUACCUCCUGGAGUAACCACCAAACCGAACCUCGACUUCCCCACACCAAAUCUUUAUGACCUAACCUUGAUGCUUUCUGCCGAGCCUGGCUUAGAUGCAUGGUGGAGCAGUGUCGUCCAGAUUAUGACUGGAUACUAUAAAGCAGAGAGGGUAACUCUCUCAGUACCAGCUGACCCAACAGACGUUGAAAAUGUACCUUGGGGGCAAAAGGCCACAUACAACGCCCUAGAGGAAGAUGACUUAAGCGUAGGAUAUAUAGCCCGGGGAGCCAGUCUUGUUGCGAAUAGCAUAGGUGAUCAGUCUGAGUUUGUAGUGACUCCGGAGGGACUCCAAAAGGUUGAUAAGCCCGUGCGACCAAUUAUCCGAAACCGUCAUUCCUUUACCGCUUAUGAAGAUAAAAGGGGUGCUGGAGAGGGAGAUGUGGAUCAAGCCGCUGGCCCUAGCUCUCACCGGCCUACUUUACUUCAACGGAGUAAAAGUUAUUAUCCAGGUACCGACAGGCAUGAACCUCAUUCGGCAUUAAAUAGACAGGCGUUGGAGGAACAUGAUGCUAUUGAGGACCAACAGCAAGUUCCAACGUGGGAAGCAAGGCUCGAGCCGAAGAGUGAAGUUAGAGGACGUCUUCUUCCGGUAUUGCAAGGACUUGACUUUGAAGCAGACCCUCUCAUCGACCACAACGGUAUAACCCGCGUUGUUGAGCGAGGCAAAGUGAUUGCUUUAACACGGACGUAUCCCUACCUCGACCCGAACUCCGAAGAAAAACGACAACCGAAGAGCGCUAAAGUUACGCCAGCGGAAGACCCGAAGAAAAUAUCAAAAAAGCCUAUUAGAACCGAAUCACAAACGAAACUCUCCUCAUUGUUAGCAAAUGCGAGCGCACCCCGAUCCUUAAGCCGAAAUCGAAAGUCGUUAUCAGCAGAUAAAAAGAUCCCUAGUUUAUUCUCAACGAUAGAUGAUAUUCCACCUCGACCUCCCACCCCGAAAUACGAAGAGUACGAACAGGCACCCCCGUCACCAUGGUCCCAAUCACCGGCACCUUCGCCCGCCGUCCGAGCCGACCCUUCAGAGAAUCCCUUUUUCACCGACGCCGUAGUUGACGAAGAAUCCUUCAAUCCAGGACCAAGUCCGCAAGAUUAUGCAUCCACGCAACCCCCGGAGACUAUUGGAGUUGACAACUCCUGGACCGUGCUCCAUGUGCCUCUGAACCAUGUCCUUCUUUCGAAGCCACCUCAAAAGUUCAAACUGGAUCCCUCUGCAUUAGAACAGAAAGUUUCUCAGCGCAACCAUCCGGAGCCGAGUGUAGGUUCUGCUAUGUUACAUGAGCGCCUAUCUACCGAGGAAUUAGCCAAGAAGAACAAACAUCUGCCUAUUGCAAUCUUGUCGAUCUUAACCCCUAUCAUACCGUAUCCCUCCAACCUACGCCACUCACUCGAACACCUGGCACCCCAUUUAGCAGCGACUUUCUCCCUUUGUCGACACUAUUCAACUCUUGAAACAGAAGUAAUGGGUCUUCAUCGGAAGAGGCCGUCUACCAGUGGAUUCGGUGCUAUUGGACUCGAUGGACGACCAGUCGCUGACCCUGCCAUUUUCGCUCAUCUUAAUUCUCCGCCGGCUGAGGAUGUUUCCCAACGCUCGGUUACCGGAAGUCUCACCAGCCCUAGCGAAUAUUCAGGUCCAUCCCGGAGCAUUAAUGCUUCACCCAGUGGAACGCCGUUUUGGGAUCCUAGCUCUUUUGGACUUGUCGUGGAGAGGCGAACUGCGGGUACUAGUCCUAGUCAGCCAGGUGGUGAUAGCUAUUUUGGUUCCGUACCUCGAAGUGAAGGCCUUUCUGUAGAGGCAUCAGCUCAAAGGACGUUAGCUCAACGUGCUUCUAGAACCAUUAAUAAGGAAGGCGGUUUGACUAUCGAAAAGCAGCCAAGACGGGUGAGAAGUCUUCUGCACCAUCAGCAAGAUUUGAGCGCAGCUGUAAAAGACGUCGAAAAUUCCGAGCUUCCCUCUCGCAAUUCCGGUAUUUUCGAUGAAAUAAUAAUCAAUCAGGCAUUGAAGCAACGGCCGACGUCAAAGGAUUCUUCCGAGAUGAACACCGGAUUGGAAAUUCCGCCAUCUCGUCACGAAGCUGAUGACGGUCGGAAGCGGCUUUCUGGCCAGAGUAUAUCGUCUAACAGCCAUAAACACACCAUGUUACAUUCGUAUGGUGGCGAUUUCUCCACGACCUUCCAAUCCCUACCCUCCAGCACUUCCCUACUCUCGAAACCUACGUCGCAACCUACAACACCGGCCAGACCUGGAUCUUCAUCUACGCCACACGUUACCAUGCUCCCUCCAUCGGAUCGCCUAAAGGGGCUUAUGCUCGACCUUUUACCUGUCCAUGUUUUCGUUGCACUGCCUGUACAUGGGGAGAUCGUCUGGGUUAACAGUCGUUAUCUAACUUACAGGGGUCAGACUCUUGCAGACCUGGUCGCAGAUCCUUGGGGAAGUCUGCAUCCUGAAGAUCGUGACGAGUAUAUGCGUGCCUGGACGCAUUCUCUUCGGUCCGGUGAUCAAUUCGCCCAAUCAGUACGCCUUCGUCGCUUCGAUGGUGCAUACCGAUGGCACCAGGCUCGUGCGGUAGCCUCGAGAGAUAAACGUGGAGUAAUAGUACAGUUUAUCGGCUCCUAUAUGGAUAUCCAUGAUCAAAAGGUAGCCGAAUUAAUGGCGCUCCGCCAAGAGGAGAUCGAAGUAUCAGAGGCAAAACAUCGCCUGUUAGCAAACUUGAUACCCCAGAUAAUAUUCACCGCUACAGAAGAUGAUGGAGUCACAUUCGCAAACGAACAAUGGCUCUCUUAUACCGGGCAGAGCGAUGAAGGCGCAUUGGGCCUAGGGUUUAUAGACUACGUACACCCAGACGACUUAGCGAAAUGUCGAUUACCGUUAGAGCGCUCAACAGCACCAUCUCCGAGUGGGGAGCACGUGGACGAUAUAUCUCGGCACCGUUCGUCGACGGGCACCACAUUGCUACCUCCAGAUCUAAUUAGUGGGCAACCAGGGAACAUGCCUCAGAAUCACAGCUCGCCCCGUGAUUUCGUCACCGCAGAUUUAAAUGACCUCUUCCGGAGAGGCAUCCUUAAGGUUUCAACAGACAGUAAUGGCCGCCUUUCGUACACCACCGAGGUGCGAUUACGAUCAAAAUCUGGCGAAUAUCGAUGGCAUUUAGUGAGGUGCGUCGAGAUCGGCGAUGUUGGUUUCGGUAGUAGCGCGAGUUCCUAUUUCGGUUCGGCAACUGACAUAAAUGACCAUAAACUGCUGGAGGAGAAGUUGAAAGAAGCUAUGGAGUCCAAGGGUAGAUUUUUGAGCAAUAUGUCUCAUGAAAUCCGAACACCGCUGAUUGGAAUUUCUGGUAUGGUAAGCUUCUUACAAGAUACGACACUCAACGAAGAACAGAGGGAUUACACGAACACCAUACAGACUAGCGCCAACAGUCUCCUUAUGAUCAUCAACGACAUAUUGGAUUUGUCCAAAGUCGAUGCUGGUAUGAUGAAGUUGAAUUUCGAAUGGUUUCAUACUAGAUCUCUUAUCGAGGACGUUAACGAACUAGUUUCGACGAUGGCGGUUGCUAAGCGACUCGAGCUUAACUAUAUCGUGGAAGAGAAUGUUCCUUCAUGGGUUAAGGGUGACAAGGUUCGCAUACGGCAAGUUCUUCUUAAUGUCAUUGGUAAUGCUAUUAAGUUUACCACAGUGGGAGAAGUCUUUAGCCGAUGUAGAGUCUAUUCGGCCAACGCAGCCGAACUCGGUGAACAUCAGAUUAUGCUUGAGUUCUCAACUAUUGACACUGGGCGAGGUUUCAGCAAAGAAGAAGCCGAGCUCAUCUUCAAACCCUUUAGUCAGAUCGACGGGAGUAGUACUCGACAACAUGGUGGUAGCGGCCUGGGCCUUGUGAUUUCAAGACAACUUGUGGAGCUUCACGGUGGAAAAAUGGACGGAAGUGCUGUACCUGGAAAAGGUUCCACGUUCACGUUUACGGCUAGGUUUGGCCUACCAAGUCCCAACGAUCAUCCCAGCAUAAUGAAUACCCCACCGAUGACUGCAUCCAGACGGUCUCCAGCAGAAGAGAAAUCAGCACAGGUUAUCAAACCCCUUUUAUUGCAAAAGGCAAUGGAGCCAGCCCCGACCGUUAGUCCCAGUUCUGAGGCGGAUAUUACUUCACCACCGCCAGAAUCCUCCGGCAGCUCGGAUCCUUCAAUUCGCUCUCUUCGAAGUCUGACUACUACCCGAUCUUCAGUUUCCUCGGUUAAUGUUGGCCUCACACAUUUUAGCGAAGCCGCAAAGGCUAGUGGACAAGACCUAUCUCGAAUGAAACUCGAAAUGCCUUCUGGGAAGAUGUCGCCACAUAUGGUACCUACUCCAGACGGUACUAAAUUCCCCACGGAGUUAGCACAGUUCCGACCACCGAUGUAUUCGAUCCUCAUCAUCUGCCCCCAGAAAUACAGCAGAGAAGCGACAACAAAUCAUAUUGAAAUGACGCUACCGAAAGAUGUCCCACACCAGAUAACGGCAAUGGCAAGUGUAUCAGAAGCUGCAGAAGUGAUUGGAGGCCAUGAAUCCGUCACUUUCACCCAUAUCGUUCUUAAUCUUCCAUCGGCCGAAGAGAUCAUAGGAGUUAUCGACAAGAUAAUCGCCAGCUCCGGUGGUAAGACCUCGGUACUUGUCUUAACGGACUCCGUUCAAAGGCAAGCGGUUCUCAAACUAGCGUCGGAUGCCGAGCACCAACAACUUCUAGCAGAAAAGAGGAUGAUUUUUGUAUACAAACCUGUUAAACCGUCUAGGUUCGCGGUCAUAUUCGAUCCGGCUAAGGAACGUGAUCUCAGUGUAGAUUUGAAUCGCUCCAGCGCCGCUCAAAUGGUCGAAAGUCAGAAGCAAAAUUAUUUGGAUGUGGAAAAGCGUAUUGGAAAUAAGGGAUACAAAGUACUUCUCGUUGAGGACAACCCCGUCAACCAGAAAGUUUUGGUUAGGUAUCUCAUGAAAGUUGGGAUUGAGGCGGAGAUCGCCGCCGAUGGCGUCGAAUGCACAGAGAAAGUGUUCGCACAACCACCAAAUUACUACUCAUUAAUAUUGUGCGACCUUCAUAUGCCUCGAAAGGAUGGUUAUCAAGCUUGUCGGGAAAUUCGACAAUGGGAGUCGCAUGCCAAUCUUCGCCCGAUGCCUAUCAUCGCCCUAUCGGCGAACGUUAUGUCGGACGUCCAAGAAAAAUGCGCAGCGGCGGGUUUUAGCGAUUACGUUACGAAGCCAGUUGACUUUGUCGACCUAAGCACGGCGAUGUCCAAGUUCUUCUGAUUCGCAGCCGAUAACGACCGGUUAGUAGCAGUUGCUGCUCUCUAAGAUAUGAUCAAUGCAUCUGCACGGCGUUUCCAGGAGAUAGAGGUUUAUUUUUUAUAAAAAGUGAAAAGGAAAGUGUUGUUGUAUACCACGAAUGCAUCGUCGGGGCGGCCGAGGCGGAGGAUUCAAAAAUAACAUUUGUAUUUUCUGCUGA